GAGCGGUUGUGCGAUCAGAUCGAUCUAAGAUGGCGACUGUGGAACCGGAAACCACCCCUACUCCUAAUCCCCCACCUACAGAAGAAGAGAAAACAGAAUCUAAUCAGGAGGUUGCUAACCCAGAACACUAUAUUAAACAUCCUUUACAGAACAGAUGGGCACUCUGGUUUUUUAAAAAUGAUAAAAGCAAAACUUGGCAAGCAAACCUUCGGCUGAUCUCUAAGUUUGAUACUGUUGAAGACUUUUGGGCUCUGUACAACCAUAUCCAGUUGUCUAGUAAUUUAAUGCCUGGCUGUGACUACUCACUUUUUAAGGAUGGUAUUGAGCCUAUGUGGGAAGAUGAGAAAAACAAACGAGGAGGACGAUGGCUAAUUACAUUGAACAAACAGCAGAGACGAAGUGACCUCGAUCGCUUUUGGCUAGAGACACUGCUGUGCCUUAUUGGAGAAUCUUUUGAUGACUACAGUGAUGAUGUAUGUGGAGCUGUGGUUAAUGUUAGAGCUAAAGGUGAUAAAAUAGCAAUAUGGACUACUGAAUGUGAAAACAGAGAAGCUGUUACACAUAUAGGGAGGGUAUACAAGGAAAGGUUAGGACUUCCUCCAAAGAUAGUGAUUGGUUAUCAGUCCCAUGCAGACACAGCUACUAAGAGCGGCUCCACCACUAAAAAUAGGUUUGUUGUUUAAGAAGACACCUUCUGAGUAUUCUCAUAGGAGACUGCGUCAAGCAAUCGAGAUUUGGGAGCUGAACCAAAGCCUCUUCAAAAGCAGAGUGGACUGCAUUUAAAUUUGAUUUCCAUCUAAAUGUUGCUAAGAUAUAAGAGAAGUCUCAUUCGCCUUUGUCUUGUACUUCUGUGUUCAUUUUUUUUUUUUUUGAUUUUGGCUAGAGUGUCCACUAUCCCAAUCAAAGAAUUACAGUACACAUCGUCCCCAGAAUCCAUAAAUGUGUUCCUGGCCCACUCUGUAAUAGCUUAAAAGAAUUAACGAUUACACACACAUUUGACCCAUCUACAAUAUUAAAGAAAAGAAUUUGCAUUUCUAUACCUUACAAGAGAACGAUUCUGUUCCAUUGUAUGCAGGAGCAUAUUUUGCUGGUUUGAAAGAGUAUGAUGCAUACAGUUUUCUAACAAUUUUCUUUGUUUCUUUUUACAGCAUUGUCUGUGCUGUACUCUUGCUGAUGGCUGCUAGAUUUUAAUUUAUUUGUUUCCCUACUUGAUAACAUUAGUGAUUCUGAUUUCAGUUUUUCAUUUGUUUUGCUUUUGUUUUUCUCCUCAUGUAACAUUGGUGAAGGAUCCAGGAAUAUGACACAAAGGUGGAAUAAACAUUAAUUUUGUGCAUUCUUUGGUAAUUUUUUUGUUUUUUUGUAACUACAAAGCUUUGCUACAAAUUUAUGCAUUUCAUUCAAAUCAGUGAUCUAUGUUUGUGUGAUUUCCUAAACAUAAUUGUGGAUUAUAAAAAAUGUAACAUCAUAAUUACAUUCCUAAUUAGAAUUAGUAUGUCUGUUUUUGUAUCUUUAUGCUGUAUUUUAACACUUUGUUAUACUUAGGUUAUUUUGCUUUGGUUAAAAAAUGGCUCAAGUAGAAAAGCGGUCCCAUUCAUAUUAAGACAGUGUACAAAACUGUAAAUAAAAUGUGUACAGUGAAUUGUCUUUUAGACAA
This is a messenger RNA of Balaenoptera musculus (blue whale), 1654 nucleotides long. RefSeq names its product eukaryotic translation initiation factor 4E (gene EIF4E). Gene Ontology annotation, molecular function: RNA 7-methylguanosine cap binding; translation initiation factor activity. Gene Ontology annotation, biological process: translational initiation. The coding region runs from base 30 to 683 and encodes 217 amino acids. Lineage: Eukaryota; Metazoa; Chordata; Mammalia; Artiodactyla; Balaenopteridae. Gene Ontology annotation, cellular component: eukaryotic translation initiation factor 4F complex; cytoplasm. The record is from RefSeq and is a predicted model, not a curated record. The transcript has 7 exons.